Messenger RNA from Tympanuchus pallidicinctus (lesser prairie-chicken), 10787 nucleotides. RefSeq lists its product as uncharacterized. The record is from RefSeq and is a predicted model, not a curated record. The coding region runs from base 5339 to 6517 and encodes 392 amino acids. NCBI's taxonomy places the organism in Eukaryota, Metazoa, Chordata, Aves, Galliformes, Phasianidae. The transcript is spliced from 4 exons.
GGCCUUCAGUUCCAAGUUCCUUUUAGAUUUUUUUUCUCCCCUCCUUCUCUGCUCUGCGCACAAAGCCGGGCUAUGAUGAAACUCCAGCUCUGCCUUGCUUGCAGCAUUCACGCACGGCACAUGCUGGAAAUAAUUGUCCUUGGUGGAGCUCUGCAAGCUGCAGAGCGAUUUAACCAAAAAGAGAUGGAAAGCAGUUUUAUUUCUGCACUCUGCCUUUCAGUCUAGAGGCAGCCCCCGGCUACAGGGUGGCUCAGGGCAGGCUGGAGCUCGGGCUGUCCACAUCUGGAAGCCGUGUGACCGCAGUGCAUAGCACCAAGGCCGGAUUUCUGCUCUCCAUCACCAGGGAUCUCUUCUUGGCUAUCUCAGCUGGCUCAGUUCUAUGUGGUUGGUCAAGGUCAGAUGGGACUGCUUUCUGACCUGACUGGAGAUGAGCCCAAAUCCUUUUGCUGCAGAAACUCAGUGCUGGUGGCACAACCAUCCAGCCUUGGAUGCGCUCUUUUGGUUUCAUCAACUUUUGCUUUCCAGUGGAGUCUGGAAAUCUUUAGGAGAUCUGAAUGCUUGGAGUUGACCACACUCUUUCUGUGUGUUUUCAACCUUCAAUGCUAGCACUAUGUUUUCCUUUGGAGAUGCUAAAUAAAAUGUGCAGCUCCAGUCCAGCUGACUAAUAUUUCAGGUUAUCAAAAAUGACAACGAAGGAAGGAAAGACCUCCAGGAGGGGGACAAAAAUCCAUGUGAGUCACUCAGAUAAUCUGAGCCUGAAACCACAAAAUAGCGUUGCCCCAUUGCAAUGGGGUGGGAGACCAUCACCAUCCUUUGGGCUGUGGGGCUGCCUGAUGCCCAGGUCAUCACCACUGCUUAUCUCUACAGCUCCCUCCUUGCUCCCAGAGGACCCCCCAGGUAUAGACAGGUGACUGAAGGCAGCAACCCUGCGCUGAGCAUCCAUGAGCCAAAAGAGGAGGUUUGGAAAUUUUGGCUGAUGCUUCUUGGUGCCAUUGGCAGAUGGAAGGGUUUAAGAGGAUAGGAUGCCAGCAGCCUGAGGCUGUACCUCUGCGUUGAUGGUACCUCUUCCACCAUCUCAGCUGGCAUCUGGAACUGAUUGCUGCCAUUUCAGUGCCUGCUUGGUGAAAAGGACUGCUUGGUUUCUGGUGCCAAGCCUCUCCUCUGCUGGUGCUCCCAUCCCAAUCCAUAUUGGUAGUGCUGGUGCUUCCUGGGUGGUUGGGAUGCACUGUGAGGCUGGGAGGGAGCUCUGAGGUCUUUUUUUCCUACAAAUAACAUAUGAGAGACUUCAAAUGGGCGGUGCUAUCUGUGAUGGUUUGGGAGCACGUGUGUGACUGUGUGACAGCUCGCUACUUGGAAGGGGCAGAGCCAGGGAUGUCCUGUCCAGGUGGGAUGGGAUGCCCAGCUGAUGUGUCUGAUGUGGGCAGGGGGUGAUGGUGCUCAACCUCUGAGGAAAUCCGCCACCAAACUAACACAGAGCUCUACCCUGUGUGAGUAGUUCAGUGCAUUUAAAAGCUUCUGUCUGUUCAGUUCCUCUUGUUGGCAAAAGAGAAACCCGCCAGAGAGCAGCCAAGGGAGCACCUGAUGCGGCUGGGUGCCAAUGGUGGAAGGCCUGACUGCCUUUUGGCCAUCCCAGUGCUUCUGUUUGGCCCUCCUGACACGAGCCCCAAAAGCACAGAGGCAAUUGGCUCAUGGUGAUGUGAGAGACAGCCCCGACACGACCCUGUGGCAGUAGUAAGGAACAGAACGUCCACGUGGAACCGAGCCCCAACCCGGCACGUGGGGGGAUGACGCAGCGAAGUGCUAAAACAACACUUUGAGAACUGAGAAGGGCAUGGUCUGAGCUUCUCCUCAACCCCACACCUCCCAGCACUGCCGUUAAAUCUGUGCUGAAAAAAGGAUCAGCAAAUAUCAGGUUUGCCACGCGGAUGCACUGACAGGGUUGGGGCACUUGUGGCAGGGACAGCCCAGAGUGACAGCCCCGGAAGCACCCAGCAAGGGCAGGAGUGCAAAACCCCACGGUAAAUGGAAGGAGAAGGCGUUGCUUUGCUGCUGAGAGAGAAUUUAGGUGGCAGGGACGAAACAGAGAAGCGCUGUGCAGGGAGCGGUGCUGGGGCUGGAGGGCCGUGGGAGGGAGGUAACAGGAUGGCCCCGGGUACCGCUUCCUCGUGGCACCCCUCCAGCCGUCCCCGUCACCCCCUAGUCACAUCCUGCUUGCUCUGGCUCCUGCCUCAUCCUGCUGCCUGCAGUUUCUCAACCCCUUUCCCUCCUGCCAGCACUUUCUGGCUGCUGGGGUUGCUGCGGGGCAGCGGGGCUGGAGGCAGCUCUUGGAGCACCGGGAGAUUUAGGAUCGACGUGCUCCAUCCUCUCCUGUUUGACAGCAGAACUGCCAUUUAAGGGAGGGUUUGGAGGAGACAUCUUCCUCUUUCCAAAUCCUUCUUACCGGUGUAGCCCCCAUCCCGCAGACCCUGCAGCACGGAGCAUCCCGGCAUCUAUGGGAUCCUCACCCUUCCCUGGUCUUCCCUGGGCCCUCGCUUUGUCCCCAGUGCCCUUUCCUCCUCUGCAGCCCCAUCUCCAGGGGGGCCAUGUGCUGUGGGAAGGAUCACAUCCUGCUGCGGGACGCUCUGUGCCCUGGCAGGGCGCAGCUGGAGCUGGCACUGCUCUGCGCUGGGCUGAGCUGUCCUGGCUUCCAAGUGCUUCUGCAACAGCAGGAGACCUCAAGGGGAGUUCUUAGUGGAGCAGGGAGAUGCUGCAGCACAGCAGCAAGCUGGAGCUAUGGGGAGGGAGGGACUCUGCCACAGACUUUGUGGGCUAACCUUGGUCAAGACAGCUUUCUCCCCGCAUGUUUCUUGUUUUUUUUUUUUACCCAAACACAACGCUGCCUUUGCUAGCUGUGCUGGUGCAGAGGCUGGUUCCCAGCACCCCGGAGGAGGGCUGCUGGCUGCUGCCACAGCACUGCACUGCAGCAGCUCUGAGCUCAGCGCUCCGUGCUCGGGGUCUCAGCCCCAUUGCGGAGUUGCUGCCGCAGAGCUGGGACCGCUGGGACCCCCAUCCACAUCCUGCAUCCCCUCUUUGCUCCAUUGCCCAGCGCUGAGGCCUGGGCUGAGCGGCGGGCGGCGUCGCUUUGGGGUUUUGGCACACGGGGAACGCAGGUGGGUGGGGGAGGCACUUCCACUAUCCCUGCCGUUAGGGAGCACAGAGCCCGGGGUGCUGCGUUGUGCCCCCAACAGAAGGCAGGGAACAGACGGAGGAGAUGGUUGCGCCCUCCUGGGGCUCAGGGAUGGGGCUGCUGGGCUCUGGUGUGGUGCAUCCCUCCUUCCCCAUCCCUCUUCCCCACGCUCAGGGCAACGUGGCCACGCACGGAGCCAACCAGGAGCGAUGCGAGGAGGGUCGCAGCUCGGCGGGGCGGCUCUGGGCUCCCCGCUCUUCCCUCCAGACCACGCAACGGUUAAAUUCCUUUCCAGCUGAGCUGGCAAGCAGAGCCCGAGCAUAUUAGUCAGAUCCCUGUAGGGGGUGGGGAGGAGGAAGGAGCGAGCAGCGAGGAGGGGCCGCAGCCCAGCGCCGGGCUGAGCUAUUCUCCGGGGCGAGUGCGGGGAGGCAGCGCAGCAGGAGUUGCUGCUUCCCAGAAACUUGAUUAUUUUUAACCCAGGAAGAAAAAAAAAAAAAAAAAAAAAAAAAAAAAAAAAAAAAAAAAAAAAGGAAGGAAGGAAAGCGGGCAGAUUUAAAAAAAAAAAAAAAAAAAAGAGUGGGGGUAAAUCUGAAGAAACUGGAAAACAUGAGGUUGGCGUCAGCACACAGCUUUGCAGAGGGGAGAGAAGGGGCAGAGAGGUUCAGGCUGCCCUGGGAUGGGGAACGGAGCCCCAGUGGAGCUGCCCUGUGGAGUGGAGGAGAAAGCAAGGUCUUCUUUCUCACACUGCUUAACCACGUGUAGAUGGGAGCCUGGGCAAAGUGCAGAGACAUGUCGGUGUUGUUCCCAGCAUGACAUGGUUGUGUUGGGUCUGAGAUGCAGAGCCCUGCAGCGGUUGUUCAAAGCCCCACAGCUGGAAGAGCGCUGGGGAUCUGCUGCCCCACGCCCAGAGCUGCACUGCGGGCACAGGCACAGCAGUGUGGAUGGGACACGGUGCAUGAAGUCCUCUGUGAAGGGCAAACCCUUUCUGACCCAAAACAAAGUAUUUGUAUGACUGCAGCACCUGCACCUGGUUGGAAACUCAAUGUCUUCCAUGGCUGUAACACCAGCCCAAAGCAUUACAAGCCAUGGGCCCUUCCAGGAAAUAUCUGCAGUCCCUCACUGUGCUGCCCAGGGUGGUACUGGGGCUCCUGAGCUGCUGUGCUCAGCCUCAAACUGAGCUCCAUGGGGAACAUGACGUGAGGAAAUGUCCUAUAUCCACAGACACCAUGUGGAAGCAGGGCCACGACCCUCCCUGAGGAGGUUCUUCCAUGUUGGACCUCUGUGGGACUUGGGCUGUCAUCAGCUCUGCUCUGCUGUGCCCAGAUCCUGGAUAGUGAUGUCCACAUGAUGGCAUCAGAACCAUUAUCGCACUGGAGAAGAAGCCCUUAAUUUUGCAGACACAGCCAAGCCAGGUCAGAAAUUGGAUCCUGUUCCCCAAAGGCAAAGAAGUGACAAUGGCAAUCAGUUCAGCUGAACAGGCAGCAAGCCCCCCUCAAACUGCAGAGAAAACAAAACUCUUGACAAAGGCACUGCUGCUCCAUGGCUCCAUGUGGGGCUGCUGAGGGCCUUUGUGCUGGUUUGGUCCAUGGAGCAAUGUCACCCCAUCAUGUCCCAGCAACAGCCUCCCUGCCACCAACAGGCUCAGCAGUGCAUGCCCCAUCCCUGGAGCUGCUCAAGGCCAGGCUGGAUGUGGCUCUGGGCGACGUGAUCUGACGGUUGGGGCUGGAACUGGAUGAUCUUUGAGGUCCCUUCCAACCAAACCAUUGUGUGACCCGAUCAAAACAUGUGGCUCACUGGGUGCAAAAGUGCCAAGCCUUCCUCCUCACCUCUUCCUCUCCCAAACGCCAAGAGCCUUCAGUGGAGAGCUCUCCCAUGCUGGCACAAGCAAGGGCCAUGGGGAUGGGCCAGGAACUGCUUCCACCCCACGGCUGCAGUGGGAUGGAGCUCGCAGCAUCACCCUCCCCACUGCAUGCCCACAGGGCUGGGGUUUGCUGGGGGGCAAGGGUGGCAGAAGGCCCUCCGAAGAGCCCCUCUUGCUGCAGGCAGCCUAGUGCACUGCUCGCAGGGUAUUUUUUUCUUCCUCGCUCUUUGUUAAGCUCCCUUUCAGCUGAAAUGGCAAUGCCUGGGUGUUCUGAGCUGACAAUAAUUGCUGCAGUCUAGACACUGUCUGGUAUGAGGCACGGGGAAUCAAAGAGGCCCCUUCUCUCGCAGCGACUUUCACACAUGCUCCCUUGCUUGGGCUCCUUCCUUCUCCCUCUCCCAUGUUCCCUUGGUCUUUGCCUUUUUUUUGUUAAUUUUUUUUAUUGCUCCCCUCUAUCUGCAUCGCGCAGAGCUGGAGGAGAAGCGUCAGCAUCUUCCCCCACGCGUGCUCCCUCUCCGCCGUCUGUUCCAUGCUCCCCCUCUCCCUCUCUCUCUCCCUUUCUCAUCUGUCUCCUCUUUCUCUCCUUCCUCCACUCUUACCUUUAUGCUAUUCCCUUCCUCCCAAAGUUAGCAGAGAAGCGAGAGGGUGGGGGCUGGCUCUGCAGGAGUUUAACUCCUUCCUUACCCUCUCGAAGCGCUCCUCUUCCUGCUGAGCCCCUCCUGGCUGUGGGAGCCCCUACCCACCCCAUCCCUGGAUCCACAGGAGGUGCCUGGUUGUGCUGGAGUCACAUGCAGCCUCAUGUCCCGAUACCAUGGGCAUGGAAUCAUCCGUUCCUGCACCAUUGCUUGGCCAACAGCACGGCCAUUGGGAAGAGGUGUCCACUGGGGACCCAUAAGAAGGGGCGACUACUGGGGGUGCAUGGGAUGGCGUGUCCAUUGGGGACCCAUGGGAAGGGACGUCCAUUGGAGGACCAUGGUAAGGAGCAUCCAUUGAGGGCCCAUAGGAAGGGGUGUCCACUGGGGGCCCGUGGGAAGUCCCCCACGUCUCAACAUUGCAGUGGUGCAGAGCUGGGGAGGUGCUGCAGCUCCUCCAUCACCUCCUUGCCCAACAAGAAGGCAGCCAACGUGGGAGAUGUGUCAGAGCACCUCACUGCCACAACUGCACUGAUGGGCACACACAGCACUCGGGAGCAGCAGCUGUUCCCCAACAAAUAUUUGCUGGGGUGCAGGUGUGUCCCAGCUGCAGGAAACCCAUCAUUGCCUCUUUGGGUACUUGGGUUCUCCUUCCACCCACAGCAAAGCAAUGGGAGAUCUGCAGGCUGCACCAGACCUCUUUUGGUGCUGCCUCAGUCUGUGUGUUGCUGGUGUUUCAGUGGGAUGCCGUGUUGCAGUUCCAAUCAUGCCCAGGACUUAUUGUGCUAUCAUGCUAUUAACAGAUCAUUUCUAGCUCACUUCUGGACUUCUCUUAAUCUCUGCUCCCUGCACAAAUAGUGGCUUUUUCUGCAAAGCCCAACUAAAUAGCGCCGAAUUCUCAUAUGUGUGUUUUGAUUGCUGUCAAAUGCUUUCACCAGAGGGGAAACUGAGGCAAGGCACAGGGCAGCCAUCUGCCAGCCAGCAGGGCCCCCCCAUGGGACGUGGAGCUGCUGUGCAGCCCCGCUUGCAUUGCCCAGCAUCUCAGCGGCGGCGGUGCUGCUCGCCUACCACGGGAAAGUCACAUUAGGAAAGUAUGCAAUGUAUUUUUAACUGUCUAUAAUGCAAUUUAGCAGCUGGAAACGAGGACAGAAGCCAACCCCGUGCGACCAGCCAGAUCUCUGCCGUCCAUAAGCAAGAACUCGGUGGACGCGGUGUUAUUCUGUCAGGCUGGGGACCUUGUUUGGGAAAAGGGCAGGGAAGGGCCGUGUCCUCAAAGUCGGGCUCUGUCUCUAGCCAAGGGGUGAUGGAGCUUGGGGACCUCACUGGGGCAAAGAAAUGCUGGUGGUGUGACAGAGCAGGAGAGGAGACAGCCCCAGGGGAGGGAAACAACUGCUGGAGGUCAGCGGCAGAGCCAGGAAUAAAAUCCAGGUGUGCUGAGCUGGCGCUGGGUUUGUAUUCCCGCACGUGGGUGCGUGCAGCACUGCUGUCCCCAGGUGCAGAGAGAGCUUCUCAAAGCCACCGGUGCCCUCCGGAGCUCCACUGCAGGCUGUGGGGCAGCAAAUCUGCAGGAUCUGGGGGGAGAGAUUUGGGGUCUGUGUUCCCUGGAGCAUCCCAUACAGCACUGCUGGGUCCGGGCCCCGCUGGAAGGAUGCUGAUAAGGCAGCGAGGAUAAAAACACUGCCUUUAUUUUGAAGCUUAUCUCCAAAUCCUAAUGAAAACAGAUGAAGAGGGAAGGCAGGGACAUCGGAGGUGCAAUGGGGCUGGGGCUGGGCGGUGCUGUGCAGCAGAAUGCGGCUGGGUUGGGAGUCCAGUUGGCUCCAGCAUGAGAUACAGCACGGGGGGAGUGUGAGAUAACAGUAAAGCUUUGGGGCAAACCCAGCGAGCUGGGGCACAGCUCUUGGGUCCCACACAUGAGGGGAGAAAAGCUGGAGUGGCUGCAAUCCCUCUUCCUGCCCCACCAACACCCUGAAACUGAGAAUCCACUCUUAAUAAGGGACUUGAUGAGGAAGAAAAACCUUGAAACCAAGGAAACAAGGGAAGCAAAAGGGGAAAAAAUCCUUUGCAAGGGGUGAUGAAGUGGGAACGUUUAGCAGGUUGAAGGGGAGCCUGCUCCAGCAGAGGUCCCAUCCCGGAGUGGCAUCAGCUGCAGCCUGGGGCAAUGCUGUAGGAGAGCGCUGGGGGCAGGAGGUGGGAUGGAGGGGGGGGAGCAGAGGGCUGUGGAGAAGCUGUCCGAAGGUUCCACGGAAGGAAAUCCUUCCUUGCCAGAUCUGGGACACCCCUCACAUAGGGGCAGCGACACACGCCCUCCGUCGCCGCCGUUUUAACGCAGGGCGCAGCAAACCAUGGGGAGGGGGCACAACCCCAUCUGUCCCCAUUCAGAGCAGCGCUGUGGGGCGCACACCCCCAUCCCUCUCCUGUCCCCAUAGCUCAGUGCCCGGCCCCACUCGGUGCUGCGGGACCGUAACGUGAUAUUUCCCCGCGCGUCCCCCGGAGGGUUUUUUCCAUUACACAGAACGGAGCUGCCUGCGCGCCCGGCUCCCCCGCCUGCAACCUCUGGCACCGCUUUUCCAGCGGCACAUUGUGCAAAUGUAACCUUUCAGCAAAGCCACUCCUACGGCAGGAAGCCGUGGGGCCUCGGCUGCUGCCAGGAACGCAGCCGGCUCGGAGCUGGAAGGCAGCCCGUUAAUCAGAGCCGGCUGACAGCAAAGCACACAUCCUGGGCAACAGAUUUCUGCUCCCGCUCCCUCGCGCUCAGCCUCGCCUCGCCGUGCCUGCAUCGCUCCUGCUCGGCUGCUUUCUGCCAGCCCUUCUGCCUCCCCCUCCUCUUCCUCCUCCUGGGGUGUCCAGCAGGGUUUGCUCCUUGCUGUGCGUGGGGGCAGUUACCAGCCUGGGGGUCCUGCUGUGCAUGGGGGCCAAAGGGGUGUUUGGUGGGGCUGCCCCCUGUGGUCACAGCACCCACAGGACCCCCUGCAGACAGCACUUACAACCACACCUCAGCACCGUACCCAUCACCAUAUGGCAGCGCUGUGCUCAUGGUUCUGGCCUGCCUGAUGGAAACCCAUUGUGCCUAUGGGGUGUGGGGCCAUGGGGUGUGGGGCUGUUCCAGAACCCCCAGCCCUCCCCAGGCCCAGGGGACACCCAGCCCUGUGCUGCAGGCAACUUUGGGGAAGUGUCUUGCCCGCCUCCAGUUCACCAUCACAACCAAACGGGAGCUUUUCUAUGAGCUCAGAUAACAUGGAAGGAUUCUACUUGGCUCAUACCCGAGCUUCCUCCAUUUACAUCUGCACUCGUGCCCAGGUGAAGCCUAGCAAAGAGCAAGAGGUGAAUAAACCCCACCAUCACUGUCCCCAUGCAAUGGGCUUUGUAUCUUUUGCAUCUUGUUUCUUCCGGGACUUGAAACACGAAAGUGCUGCAUUGUAGUUUGUCUAUUUUUGUGUUGUUUCCAGCCCAGCUGGAAGCAGGAGGUAUUAGAAAAUGGCGAGGUGGGGGUAAAAAAAAAAAAAGAGAAGAAAAAGGAAAAAAGAAUCGAUCUGGCAAGAGUCCAUCUUCCUGCCAAAUCCACCGAACCCGGGAUGCUCGCGCCUUGCUCAUCCCAACCCAUCCCCUCGUGCCCAAAUGGCUUUGGGGAUGCUGCACAAAGCAUGGCCCCACUGCUGGCGUCGAAGCCAUCCCUGCAUUUAUUUCACCUUUUCCUCUGGUUGCGAAUUGUCCGGGAGCAGAUGGCGAUUUUCUCAAGUGUAUCCGUUAUUCGAAGUCGCUCACCGAGACAGGGAUGGCUCACACAAACCCGGCCCCCCUGCAAAGCCAUCAUUUGGUCUUUCCAUCUGCCCAGCCACUGCGUUUGGUGUGGGUUACAGCCAGCUCCAUGGGGCAGAGCGGGACGGCACGGCCCUACACGGUCAUCCCCUUAACUAUGGGACGUGGAGCCGUGACGGCCAGGGCAGCUUGGGGUGGAAAGCAAUCCCUGGAGCUGGGGGGACUCUCUCCUUAUGAGUCCCUGAAUGGGCUCCCAGGCCCAUCUGCUGCCACAUUCUGGCUGCAUUUUUCCAUUUUCCCUUCCCAGUCCUCUCCUUCUCCCCUCUGCAAAAGCAGCCAUGGGGCCGGGAGCUGCCUUGCAGGGAUGGGGCAGUGCGCUGUAACCGGAGCCCAUUGGGACCCCCUGCGCAGCCCCACGCCAGGAAUGUUGCUCCAAGGGGGGCUGCCAAGGGCUGACAAAGGGGGAACCGCUUUGAAAUGCAGCUUGCUGUCCCUCCCCUGUGGCUUAAACAAAUACCCCCCGGCUCAGGGGGUGCCUCCUCGCAUCCCACAGCCUUUUGUUGCCAAGCUUUUGUCUGGGGUGUGGAGAAAGGGCUGGGACCCCCCCAGCCUCCCCCAGGACACCCAUGUGGAUGGGGUCUGGGAUGCUGAGCGUGGGGCUGAGAGUGGCUCAGUGUCCCAUCAUAGGGCCUGGGGAUGCUCUCUGAGUCCCUUUGCCUGCUGUCCCUCUUGUCCCAUCCCCAUGGUGUCUCACCAUAGGCGAAGUCUUUGAGUCUCCACAUGGGAACUACCAUCAGCCUGUGCCAUUCCUGUGUGCCAAUCUGCAUCCAGCAUCCAGCUCCCAUAUGGGGGGGGCCCAAACCCAAAGCUUGAGGGUGUUGCAGAGCCCACUGCCCCUAGGAUUCCAUUAAGGGACUUGUAAUUUUGCAUCCCCAAAGGCACUUCAUGGAGUUUCCUUCCGGGGAAAAUAGUUGGGGGAAAAUCCUUUGAGGGGGGGUUGAACAACCCCAAAAUGCCCAAGGAAAUGCCCAAGGACAUGGCAGCGCUGGUCUGCAGCCAUUGUGCCAUGCAAAAGAACCUCCUGAAUUAACCACAGGAAAGGUAAAACUCAAAAUGAACCCCUUGCAAACCAGACCCAGACUUCUCCACCCUCCCCCCAAGGCACAAAGACAACAGAAGCCCCCAACUGCUGCUCACAUCCCUCCACGCCGCCCCAAAGGUGGGAGAUGCCCUGAGACACCCCCAACCAGUGCCAACGGGGCCACCAUGGGAAGGCUGGGUUGGGGUCGGGCAGAGCCCCUUUAUCCCUUUGCUUUUGGGGGUGGGUGCACAGGGGGAUCCCCGGGGAGGGGGGCACUCAGCCCUCCUCUGU